This is a messenger RNA of Neltuma alba, 861 nucleotides long. Its product is annotated as 21 kDa protein-like. Gene Ontology annotation, biological process: negative regulation of catalytic activity. The annotation marks the transcript as partial. Gene Ontology annotation, molecular function: enzyme inhibitor activity. Lineage: Eukaryota; Viridiplantae; Streptophyta; Magnoliopsida; Fabales; Fabaceae. The record is from RefSeq and is a predicted model, not a curated record. The transcript has a single exon.
UAUUUUUUUUCAAUAAUCUCAAUCUCAUCAUCUACUUCUGAAAAACCCUACCAAGAUGCGAACACACACUUCAUCAGAACAUCUUGUAAUUCCACAGCCUACCCAAGGCUCUGCUUUGCCUCCUUAUCAAAGCACGCUGGCUUCAUACAAACCAACCGCGUCCUCCUGACCAGUGCCGCCCUGAACGUGACUCUGGCGUCGGCAAAGGCGACGUCGGUGAUGAUUUCGACGAUGUCCAAGAGCUAUGGGAUAAUGAAGCCAAGGGAGGCCGCGGCGAUGAGAGAUUGCCUGGAGGAGCUGCGUGACUCGGUGGAUGAACUCAGAAAGUCCAUUGGUAAGAUGAGUCAACUCGGAGACUCCAACUUUGAGGUCACCAUGAAUGAUGUUCAGACCUGGGUUUCUGCUGCUUUGACUGAUGAGAGUACUUGCACUGAUGGGUUUCAAGGAGUUAAUGGAAAUUUGAAGAACACUGUGAGAAGCCGAAUUGUGCAGGUGGCUCAACUUACCAGUAAUGCUUUGGCUUUCAUAAAUCAGCUUGCUUCUUCUCAUGCUUAACUAAUAAAUUAGAUCAAAUCCAUGAACUUUCAUAUUUUCCUAUAGAUUUCCUUUCAAGUUUUGAAAACCAAUACUUUUUUUAAAAAUUACUAUGAGGGCUCAAUGAAAAACUGCAAUCAUAAAAAAUUUUCGAUGACGAGUAGGCAAUAUAAACUUGUCAUUUCUACACUGAAAAUUACAGAGUUAUUGUGAGAUUUUUUAGAGAUUAAAUUUAUUUCUCGUGACCUUAUAGGUUGAGAAAUUUUGUGUAAUUUUUCAAGAUUUUGUAUUGCUUGUCUCCAAAAGUGCGGAAAACGUUGCGUGUAU